AUGCGUCAGCACGAGUACUAUUUCAUCGUGCAGCGCAGGCUGGCUCGCCACUACUGUUGGCUGGAGCUCCUCUCCCGCCCGACGUCGGUGCUGGCGCAUGACAGGCGACCACUGUAUGCAUCGUGCGCCUUCCUGUGUCGGUCUCAGCGCGGCGAGGGCGACGAGGCCGCGCCUCCAGGAGCGAGGCCGGUGGUGGAGGAGCGGACGCUUGUCGCUGCGACCGAGGGCGGCUCGCCGUCGGCUGCAGAGGCGCCGGCUGCGAAGGAGGAGGAGCCGCCGGCCGACUUCAUCUGCCCGAUCACGACCGAGAUCAUGGUCGAGCCAGUCGUGGCGGCCGACGGGCAGUCGUACGAGCGGACGGCGAUCGAGCGCUGGCUCGCGACCAAGUCGACGAGCCCGCUGACCGGCGGCGAGCUCGAGCAUAGCAUCUUAAUCCCGAACCACAAUUUGCGCCGGACGAUUCGAGAGUGGCAGGAGGCGCGGACGGCACUUUGA
Emiliania huxleyi CCMP1516 is the source of this 495-nucleotide messenger RNA. RefSeq lists its product as hypothetical. The transcript has 2 exons. The coding region runs from base 1 to 495 and encodes 164 amino acids. The record is from RefSeq and is a predicted model, not a curated record. Gene Ontology annotation, molecular function: ubiquitin-protein transferase activity. NCBI's taxonomy places the organism in Eukaryota, Haptophyta, Isochrysidales, Noelaerhabdaceae. Gene Ontology annotation, biological process: protein ubiquitination.